UCGCCCGAUACGGCGCCUAUUCGGAGGAUGAUAUCAAUGUCCCACAAGGAGUCAGACCGACCCCGCGCAUAGAUCAAGGCUGAGCCAAACUACCAUAAAGCAAGCUCAGCAGCACACACAAAGGAGAGGAUGUUGGAGGUGGCAGCCCUGGGACAGCAUCAAUAGUUUCAGUCAUCACGCACCGGCUGAACAUCGCAUCGACGUCGGCUCCUACCGUUGCAGGUCUUGGCCCCUAUCGAGCUGACAUUCACUAACUAUUCGAACUCGUGAUGGCCGCCGCGGACGAAGUAGCGGAUGAGUCAAACUCCCAACGCAGAUGGGGGCUCCCGGAAGGCGUAGACGAAGAUAUACCAAACGGGGACCCGGAACCCACAGCAGGGCCAGCAGAUGUGGACGACAGUAGCACAGUCCAAGGACCGCUCGACCGAUUACCCAAUCCCCAAAACACUCAAUCCGUGUACCAAAAGAGCAAAUGGCAUGAUAGGCCCCGUGUUACAGAGACGCCUUUCAACGCUCCAUGGGCCUCUCAAAUCGCGCAGGAGCAAACAAGCUUCCUGACUUCUACAUAUGAAGGUCACAACCCCUAUCGACCAACAGAUAUACCCUCGCUAUCGUCAUCUGUUACAGCAUCGGGAUCUACUACGACGGGCACGGGAGACCCAAAAGCCACCCGAAUACCGCCACUGGGAGGCAGCAAGCCUGGCGGCUUCAACGGUAUCAAUGGCGGUAGAGCCGUCGUGGCCGGGAUGGUUAUCGGUGCAAUCAUAGUCCUUGUGGCCCUACUGAUCGCCUUUUGUUGUCUAGCAAGAAGGUCGAGGUCGAGAAAGCGACGAGUGCUGGCAGCAGGCGCUUCGAGGGCAGGAAUGCGGCCAACGGAAACGUUUAGACAUGAAGGCUCUUCACUGAUGACUCCCCUCCCGACGGCGCAACCGAGCUCUGAUGGCGUUCUUCCUGCACAUGCGACUGCCACAACAACUACACAGCCGCUCAUCUUAGGGCCCAUUACGAAUGGCUACAACACGGGUUUAGACAGCCAAAGCAUCCUCUCAGGACGUCAGGGGAGUCUUCUGACGGAUCCGUUUGCGGACAUACACAGCGUUAGUUCCGAAAUCCCUCCGUCAUAUCAAGCCAGCAGACCUCCAUCUUAUCGGACGGAUCCGACUCCUUCUGUCGCGAUGAGUGAUGAGCCCCCGAGCAGUGCGGCAUCGCACCAACCUGGCUUGCGCAGGCCAUUCACAACAGAGGCCGAAAGCCAGCGUUACAGCACGGUUGAGAGAGCCGAUAUUGGGCAGUCGCCUUUCGCACAUGCAGAUGAUGGCGACGCUGUUUCCGAGUUGUCGGCCUCUGCGCUGGAAAGAGGUCGGGAUAGCCUGUCGGUGGUGUCUGAGAUGUCCUAUCAACAGGACCCCAUCAGGAUUCGGUUUGGUGUUAUUGCCGGGCGUCCGAGAACGGAUUGAAGUAUUUGGUUUCGGCUCCUUCUGGCGCAUCCUCUUGACGCUUUCGAAUUGGAUUGUCAGUAUCCUGAGGCUUCUUGGUACAUAUGGGGAAAUAUUGAAUGCUGGCAUGCCAACAAUUAUGGAGCCCUAGAGGUGUUUGGCGACUAC
Westerdykella ornata is the source of this 1604-nucleotide messenger RNA. RefSeq lists its product as uncharacterized. The record is from RefSeq and is a predicted model, not a curated record. The transcript has a single exon. Bases 270 to 1457 code for a protein of 395 amino acids. NCBI's taxonomy places the organism in Eukaryota, Fungi, Ascomycota, Dothideomycetes, Pleosporales, Sporormiaceae.